AAACAAUAAUAAAAACAAGUGACUCAUUUGUUGGAAAAAAUCACAACUUUACACGAUUCCAGUAAUUGAAUUAGCCCUAUCCUCCGUGGUUGUGCCUCGCAACAUUAAAAAAUGGGAAAUAUAUUCGGGAAACCUAAAACAAAGCCCGUCAGUAGAGUAACAGAACAGGAUAAAGCGAUUCUCCAAUUGAAACAGCAACGCGAUAAGCUCAAACAGUACCAGAAACGGAUUGAAUUGUCUCUUGAAAAAGAUCGCGAACUAGCGAAACAAUGUCUCGCAAGCGGAAGGAAAGACCGGGCCAAAACGCUGCUACGGAAGAAAAAGUACCAGGAGAAGCUGCUGAGCAAUACAGACGCCCAACUGGAGACGCUAGAGAAACUAGCUUCGGAUAUCGAAUUCGCCCAGGUCGAGGCACAGGUCGUCAGUGGCCUGAAGGUCGGUAACGAGGCGUUGAAAAAGGUCAACGAAGUGCUGUCCAUCGACGAGGUGGAGCAAAUACUGGAUGAAACUAGGGAGAGCAUCGAGAAGCAACAGGAAAUUGAUGCCCUCCUGAACGGAGUGCUAACGGAGGAAGAUGAAGAUGAUGUGUUGGCCGAGCUGGACGCCCUGGUUGCCGCUGAUCAGCAGCAAGAAACAGAACAACCGGAUAAGGACGACAUUACUGACCGGCUGCCAGAGGUGCCGGAUGAUGAGCCAAUCAAACAGAAAGAACGGCAACGCAAAAAGAAGAAAGAUGCGCCUCAAAGAGUGGCUAUGGAGGCCCAAUGAGCGACGAGUUGUUGAACAGAGCGCUCUUAUCAGCUGCCAUCGGACCGGAGGGGGAUUGAUCGUGCCUGCUGCGCCUUUGCGUCCUUGAGAGGGUGAAAAAACAGCGGAAUUUGGUGAUCAACGUAUGUAAAUACCCAUAUUACAGUUUCUAUUGAUUCCCUUCGGAGUGGGAUGAAACCAACUAGCAGAGGAUGCCACUUAAAGAAAGAAAACGAUGGCAAACAAUAAAGAAAACGAAUGUGCGAAGAUAAUCGAAACUGA
Messenger RNA from Anopheles aquasalis, 1029 nucleotides. RefSeq names its product vacuolar protein sorting 20 (gene Vps20). NCBI's taxonomy places the organism in Eukaryota, Metazoa, Arthropoda, Insecta, Diptera, Culicidae. Gene Ontology annotation, biological process: late endosome to vacuole transport via multivesicular body sorting pathway; vesicle budding from membrane. Gene Ontology annotation, cellular component: ESCRT III complex; multivesicular body. The record is from RefSeq and is a predicted model, not a curated record.